Molecule: messenger RNA, 2796 nt
Organism: Octodon degus (degu)
Lineage: Eukaryota; Metazoa; Chordata; Mammalia; Rodentia; Octodontidae
Gene: Chrna10
Product: cholinergic receptor nicotinic alpha 10 subunit
Exons: 5
Coding region: 938-2281 (447 amino acids)
Biological process (GO): regulation of membrane potential; signal transduction; chemical synaptic transmission
Cellular component (GO): postsynaptic membrane; neuron projection; synapse
Molecular function (GO): acetylcholine-gated monoatomic cation-selective channel activity; transmembrane signaling receptor activity
Source: RefSeq, a predicted model, not a curated record
AUUAUCCCACACUGCCCAGUAUCUGGAUAGUGUGAAAGCAAAGACUUGGGGAGCAUGACUGCUAGAACUCUGAAGAAAGGAUAUGGCUGCAUCUUCUGCCCUUUGCAGUCACCUGGAGUAGGCUGCCACUGGCCACGCCCAGCAGGAGGGUGAAGCCGUGGGUCUGAGGUGCCCAGGCCCUCCCUGGGAGGACAGCAGCAGCGCUGAGGGGAGGGGAGCUCCAGCGCCAGAGCUAGCCCUCACACCCUUCAGCCCAUCCUGACUGUGGCCCUCUGCUCUAAGAGGGGCCUCAACGCAGCCUGGGUUCUUCUUUACAGACUGAAUAAUUUAGGCCCCAGCAACCUGAGGUGUCAGUUUCAGUUGUUCUCAAGGCACAGGUGUCCCAGCAGGGUAAUUAAGCUAAGAACAGGCAGAUGGGGAGGGGCCACUGUCCUGCACUUCAGCACUGGGCCUGAGUCCCCUGCUUCUUGACCUACUGAGAGCGGCAGGCUCUCUCUUAGCUUCGGAACCAGGCGUGGAGGACAAGAGUCAGGGGCCUGAAACAGAAGGAGCAAGGAAGAGCAGAAAGAGGCAGACAGAGGAAGGUGAGAACCCAGAGGUAGAGAAACCAAGUGGUUACAGAGGGAAAGAUAGAUGGGACUAGAGAUAGAGGGUAAUGGGCAUUGGAAAGGGCAGCGGCCAAGGCUGGAGGAUGAAUGGACUGGCAGAGGAGAAGCAGCAGAUGCCAAAAACCAAAUACGAAGAUCAACAAGCAGGUGCAAACUAGGGUCAGACAACCAGAGGGCAAUGGGGCUCCCAGAGAGUGGCCGGGCCAGGCCUGGGAAUGAUCUCAGCGUUUCCAGUUUCCAGGUCCUGUCCACACUGACCGGUCAACUAGGUCUGACACCGUCCUAGGUCUGGCCCCGAGACCGGCCCCACCUCUGGCUGUGGUGGAACCAUGGGGCCCAGAAGCUGCCACCUCUACCUCGGCCUUCUGCUCCUGCUCCUACUUCCUACAGAGUGCUUUGCAGCUGAGGGCAGGCUGGCGCACAAGCUGUUCCGUGAUCUCUUUGCCAACUACACAAGUGCCCUGAGACCUGUGGCUGACACAGACCAGACUCUGAAUGUAACCCUGGAGGUGACACUGUCGCAGAUCAUCGACAUGGAUGAGCGGAACCAGGUGCUGACCCUGUACCUGUGGAUCCGGCAGGAAUGGACAGACGCCUACCUACGAUGGGACCCUGAUGCCUAUGGUGGCCUGGAUGCCAUCCGCAUCCCCAGCAGUCUGGUGUGGCGGCCGGACAUUGUUCUCUACAACAAGGCGGACGCGCAGCCGCCGGCCUCAGCCAGCACCAACGUGGUUUUGCGGCACGACGGCGCGGUGCGUUGGGACGCGCCGGCCAUCACACGCAGCUCGUGCCGCGUGGACGUGUCGGCCUUCCCGUUCGACGCGCAGCGCUGCGGCCUCACCUUCGGUUCGUGGACACACGGCGGUCACCAGCUGGACGUGAGGCCGCGCGGCACCGCCGCCAGCCUGGCUGACUUCGUGGAGAACGUGGAGUGGCGCGUGCUGGGCUUCCCCGCGCGGCGGCGCGUGCUCACCUACGGCUGCUGCUCCGAGCCCUACCCCGACGUGACCUUCACGCUGCUCCUGCGUCGCCGCGCCGCCGCCUACGUCUGCAACCUGCUGUUGCCCUGCGUGCUCAUCUCGCUGCUCGCGCCGCUCGCCUUCCACCUGCCCGCGGACUCUGGCGAGAAGGUGUCGCUCGGCGUCACGGUGCUGCUGGCGCUCACAGUCUUCCAGCUGCUGCUAGCCGAGAGCAUGCCGCCGGCCGAGAGCGUGCCGCUGAUCGGGAAGUACUACAUGGCCACCAUGACCAUGGUCACUUUCUCAACAGCACUGACCAUCCUUAUCAUGAACCUGCAUUACUGUGGUCCCAGUGCCCGUCCAGUGCCAGCCUGGGCUCGGGCCCUCCUGCUGGGACACCUGGCAAAGGGCCUGUGUGUGCGGGAACGAGGGGAACCCUGUGGGCAAUCCAGGCCACCGGAGCCAGCCCCCAGCCCCCAGCCUCCUGCUGGCCCCCCAGCAGGCCCUUGUCAUGACCCACGGUGUCUGUGCCACCAGGAAGCCCUGCUGCACCAUGUGGCCACCAUUGCCAGCACCUUCCGCAGUCACCGGGCUGCCCAGCGCCGCCAUGAGGACUGGAAGCGUGUAGCCCGCGUGAUGGACCGCUUCUUCCUGGGCAUCUUCUUUUCCAUGGCCCUGGUGAUGAGCCUGCUGGUGCUGGUACAGGCCCUGUGAGGGGCAGGGGCCAGGUACUGGGGAGCUGCUGCGGCCACUGCACCUCCCAGCAGGGGUGGCAAAGACCAGGCAGUGCUUGGUCCUCACAGAGGCUAGCCAGGAGCUCCCCAGAAGGGCACCUUUCUGCAAGACCACUGAAGGACUACUGAUUUCACAGUCCACAGGGUCUCCUUGGCCUCUGCUGUCCUAACUACUCCCCUGAUUCCUAAAAGAGGAGGAACUCUCGGGAGCAUCCAUGCUCUUUGUUAGAGCUCUUGGGGAAGUACAGUUUCGGUACAAGAAACAGAGCCGCUGCAUUUCCUGCCUCGCUAGGGAACUGUUAUCACAAGGACUUAGCCUUGCCAUCCUUGCCUAAGGGCUCAGGGAAGGAAAUUCAUGUUUCCAAAGCAGGAGGCCUAACAGACAUUCAGCUCCAGAGCCUUCACCUGUAAUAAAGUGUGCACCUGGCCCCCCUGAUAUCCCAUCUUUCCCUUGAGUCCCAUGGUAGUAGAAGUCAAGGAUCCAAGUUUGUCUAC